Tigriopus californicus is the source of this 3686-nucleotide messenger RNA. RefSeq names its product tensin homolog. NCBI's taxonomy places the organism in Eukaryota, Metazoa, Arthropoda, Copepoda, Harpacticoida, Harpacticidae. Gene Ontology annotation, molecular function: protein binding. The transcript has a single exon. The record is from RefSeq and is a predicted model, not a curated record. The coding region runs from base 1 to 2481 and encodes 826 amino acids.
AUGGAUGGAGGCGGUGCUACGGCCACAGCUGGACCUUAUAGACAGCCUUAUCACACGUUGAAUGACUCAAAACCCUUCUCAUACAUUAGGGCGACGGUGGGUGGAAGCAAACCACCUUCCAGAGCUCAAUCGCGAGAAGCCUUGAAUAUGACUAAUUCGGGUCUGGAAUCGCCUAGUCUUUUGCGUAAAUUAAUGGGAGGGAGCACAGAAAGAGAUGUCGCGAAUGGUGCACACUCUCCGAGUAAGUCCAUACCGAUUCAGUCCAUGCCCAAACCACAACAAAGUUCUGUUCACAUUGAAAUCAGACCAUCAUCAGAGAAUUACAACGGGUCGGCUCGGCCGAAUCAAGAUGGAGAGCGGAUUAUCCCGGUGAAUCAUCAAAGUUCAAGUUCCGCUACUCCUUCGAGUCCAACACGAGGCUUUCAAACGUCUGAACGAAGUGUUCCAAUUCAACACAGUGGCCAAAGAUCAAUCCGCUCGGAUCAGACUCAGUCUUCCUCUGGCAACAAUUUCACAUCCUCGGCUUUCAUUUCUCCGACUCCUUACCCAGACAAUGAUUUCCAUCUAACCUCAUCGGCCUUGGCAGAUAUGGAGGCCAGUCUGUCUUGGUUGGAAAGACAACAGAAGAAACUAAACGAGAAGAGAGACUUGGACCGGAAGAAGCAAAACAAAACCAUUCAUCACCAUCAUGAGUUUGAUACAAUGGUGAAUGACCUUAGGAAUGCCUCGGCAUCCGCCAACUACAAUACUCCGCCGCCAGGACCAAAGAGCGAAACCACAACAGAUGGAUAUGCGAGCGAUCUCGCCUCGAUGUUGUAUUCCGAGACAUCGACCCGCGAGAGUAGCCCGUUCAAGCCUCAAACUACGAUCAAGAAUCAAAAUCAGUCAUACCAACCACCAAGUUAUACAGUGCCUCUGAAAGUGGAUCCUGGAUAUUAUGAUCAUUCCAGAAACUUGACUUCUCAUACCAAGAGCAGCAGCAGCAACAACAACAACAACAACACUAUGCAAUUCCAGAAACAAAAAAUGACUCCGUUUAACUCCACCUCCAAUUCUUCGUACUCGACCCUCAAGAAUCAAACAACGUCUCAAUUCAACAGUAUGAACCAACAAACAUCAUCUCCAGCCUCUUACAAUCGCACGUCUUCUCUUUCGCGUCAAAAUUCCGACACAUCGUAUGAUCGUGUCAGGCCUUUUGUGAGUCGCCGAGUCAAAUACGAUAGUGAAUCAGAAGUGGAUGGGAUGUCAGACGUGACUUCUCAACAACAUCGCUCCUACCAAACCCUUGGUCGGUCAAGUAAUGGACUGCAUGCUUCCAAUACGAGUCUGGAGUCAUCCGCUUUCCAAUUAGGAGGAAGCCAAAUGGGUUCCAGACCAAUUACUCCUGCCUUUCCGUCUAUUCCUGGGACUCCUUAUUUCAACCAAUCUUCUGGAUUCUCUCAUGGACGCAGUUCCUCCCUCCAUCGAGGAAUGGCCAACAAUCGUGCUCCUUCGCCAGGUUCAGGAUCUUUGUAUCAGAGCGAUAUGUAUGGAACAACAUCCCGACGGGGCAGCUUUGGCUCUUUAGCAGAUGUGGCUGUUUCAAACGUCAAACUGGCCAAGGAACAUUGCAAGUAUUGGUAUAAACCAAACAUAACGCGAGAAGACGCCAUUGGGAUGUUGAGGAACACCAGUCCUGGUACGUUUGUGGUGAGAGACUCGAAUAGUUUUCCUGGAGCAUUCGGUCUGGCUUUGAAAGUGGCACAGCCACCACUUAAUGCUGGAAGACCGUCCAGCGAUCCAUCUUCAGAACUUGUUCGUCAUUUCUUGAUCGAGCCCACGACCAAAGGUGUCAAGUUGAAGGGCUACAAUAAUGAGCCAGUGUUUGCGUCACUCUCGGCUUUGGUUUACCAACACACCAUCACGCCUUUGGCCCUGCCCAUUAAGUUAGUUUUGCCCCAAUCGAGCUUGGUGACGGGCUUGAGUGGAAGCCGGGAGUCUCUCUCGGACCCACGAGGAUCGUCCACCAAUUCUCAAAUGCAACAGCUGUUGGCCCAAGGAGCAGCUUGCAAUGUCAUCUAUCUUUUCACGAUGGACACGGAUAGUUUGACUGGGCCAGUUGCUCUCAAAAACACCGUGAGUCAUCUUCUCAUAAACCGACCCAAAUCGCAGACCGCUCUGGUGCACUUUAAGGUCUCUGGACAGGGUAUUACGCUGACGGAUAACAUGCGAAAGCUAUUCUUUCGAAGACAUCACAAUACUCCCACGAUCUCCUUCUGCGGCAUUGACCCCGAAGAUCGACGCUACACGAGAACAAACAGCAAAGGCAAGGAAUUGUCCCAUCGCAUCUUUGGCUUUGUGGCCAAAAAGCCCACCUCUCGAACCCAUAAUCAGUGCCAUAUUUUCGCCGAAUACGAGUCCGAGCAGCCCGCCCGGGCCAUUGUUAACUUCGUGAACAAAGUCAUGCUAAAUGGAAGAAACAGUCGAGCCGACGUUGUCUAAAUAUUCAACCCCAAAUUCAUUUUUGCACGUGUUGUGCCCACGCGGACUGCUGACUACCGACUACCCCCUGGUGCUCGCUAGUACUCACACCUUACUCCUCCAUGUUUAUGGGUGUAGCCUCCCUCAUUUUGCAAGAGAGCAAGAUGAGCUUUUAUGGCAUCUAGGCCAUGUGAAGCCGAGCAGCUAGGCGCUAAUAUCUUUCUUUGGGGAAAAUGUGAGCAUCGCUUCUCUCUCCUUCUAUUCCAAGUCUUCAGCAGAUUUCUCCAGAAAUAACAUCGGAAAUAGCUAUUAGUUGAGUAGCUCAUCCAUCCCUCAUCCGAAAAGUAAGGCUGCCUGCCCUUGGGCUUAACGAAAGGGCAAACAAGCAAAUGGGAUCUAGCGACUCUCGUCUCUUCGAAUUUUACUUGAACGGAGACCAUGUCCAUGCCUAACAAACUCACUCUUACGAAAGGCUGAGAUGAUUUGACAAGACAAUCCUGACGGAUAUACCCAUCACUGAUAUCGCAGCCACUAAUGCAAUUGAAUUCAUGGGUCUCAGCGUCAACUCACUCGUACUAAACCAAUAGAACUUCUUGCAUCCCAUUUUUGGUCGGGUUUGAAAUGGGCCUUGCUGCACUCUUUCUUGCCUGCUUGGAGCUCCUCCCUCGCUAUCUUCUCUUUCUCCGUUCUUCCAAGAUCUCCAACCAGUUGGUUCGGCCUACGUAGAUGUGUCCAAAACCAGGACGAAGAACUCACUCCUAAUUUGGAGGUGGUGAUCUCUUGUGAGGAAUUCCAUGAUGUCAUCUUUAAAACUGAAGAACAUGGACCUCUCCUGUUGGUUUUCGAUAUUCGAAGAUGAAUUACUUUCAAUGGCAUGUUAACUUUGUGAUCCGAUUGUAAUGCUUCAUUGGAAACAAAUCUGGCUCAUUUCUGUCAUGUUGAGACCACAUCAGAGAAAUGGAAUUCAGUGCUACUUUGCUACUUACCACAGCUGUUACUAAAAUUGUAUUUUAGAAUCGUUUAGACUGCAUAUUACUUGUCAACCUAGUGACUGAUGAACGUCUGAUUAACUUUACUCUAUUAAUAUGAUAGUUGCUACUACAUUUAUUGCUAUUUCUUGUCUUCAUUAUUGCUAAUCCUAGAUUUUUAAAUUUUUAUCUGAUUAUUCAAGGCAUUAUUGAACGAUGUUGAUCUGCUUCGAAAUAAAUAUUAUUGAUAGUUGCAAA